UCUCUCUCUCUCUCUCUCUCUCUCUCUCUCUCUCCAGGCUGCGCCUCAUUGGUGUGUCCUGAUUCCCUUUUUCCAUUAGGCUCCAGGCCCAUUGGUUGCCUGCCUUCCAACCAUUAUCUCUACUCUACCACCCCUCUGUCAUCCUUUCUCCCUUCGCUCUCCCUCCUUCCCUCAUUCCCAGUCAUCUCUCAAGUCGUAAAAAUGAUUUGCAUGCAGGAGGAGAGCAGAACUUUGCAGUGAGCACAGUAAGUGAAUUGGGAGAGAGUAAGGGAGAGAAGUGAAAGAAAGACCGAAAAAGAGGAGAGGAGACGCAUUCUGGGAGGAAAAGUUUAAAGAGAAGACUGCAGUUGAAAAUGAGUUUGGAGGAGACGCGGUGAGCUGUUCUUCUCCAGCUGAACAUCAGUACGUCACGGUGGAAGCAGAGGUCUGGACCAAAGAGCUGUCUCGACCCCAAACCACUUCAGAUGGAGGUGGAUGCAGACGAUAAGCGCCAUCGCACACGCUCUAAAGUGCCUGUGGAUCCAGCAUUAACAGAGCUUUUCAGUGUGUACGGCUGCCCUCUGGCCAAGAAGAGAAAGAGCCUAGACAGACAAACCGUGGAAACCUCCCCUAAGAGGAGCACCUACCUGGAUGACAUGGACAACUCCACCAUGGAGGAGUGCUAUGAGACAGACGGAACCGAGGAAAUGGAUGACAGGGAGGAAGAGGAAGAGGAAGGAGCGGUAGAGGAGGAGGAGGAAGAGGGAGAAGUGGAGGAGGAGGAAGAGGAGAUGGAAGGCUACAUGGACUACAACAUAGAGCAAAUGGAGCAUGAAGAAGGAGAGGUGGAGAGAGGGGCAGCGGAUGGUGAAGAAGAUGAAGAAGAAGAGGAGGUAGAGGUUGAGCAAGAAGAAGAGGAAGAGGGUGAAGAGGAGAGGGUGGAGGAGGCAGAUGAAGAGGAGGAAACGAUAGAAGAGGUGGACUAUGAAGAAGGAGAGGAGGAGGAAGGAGAGCAAAGUCAAGGGCAAGAGGACGAUCAGAUGAGCAGUGGUGAGGGGGCCGAAGGCGAUGGCGGAGGUGGCAGUGGCAAUGUCAAAUCCGGCCCGUUGACAGAGAAGGAUGACAACAACAAUGACGAGUACGAGAACUACGAUGAACUUGUGGCUAAGUCCCUCCUCAACCUGGGUAAGAUCGCAGAAGACGCUGCCAACCGAGCCAUGACUGAAUCUGAGAUGAACAGCAACUCCUCCAACGCUGAGGAAGAAGAAGAGGAGGAGGAAGAGGAAGAGGAGGAGGACGAAGAGGAGGAAGAUGAUGAGGAGGAAGAGGAGGAGGAAGAAGAAGAAGAGGAAGAAGAAGAGGAGGAAGAAGAAGAGGCGGAAGGGGAUGAAGCACAGAGGGGUGAUCUGAGCUUGGAUGUUGAUAGUGAUGUGGUUCGAGAGACGGUGGACUCCCUUAAACUGCUGGCACAAGGUCACGGUGCAGUACUGGCUGACAACUUAGAUGGACAGGAGUUUGAGAAUGUUUCAGCCGAGAAUGGGAAUGAGAAUGACUGCUCUCACAGUGGGGCAAAUGCACACAGUGGUGGUAAUGGACAAGUUAAGACCACCACUAACGGACAAAUAGAAAACAGCGACGAGGAAGUGUGUUUAAGCAGUCUGGAGUGCCUACGGAACCAAUGCUUUGACCUUGCUCGGAAAUUAAGCGAAACAAAGUCCGCUGACCGAAAUGGAUCAUCCCAGCAAAAUCAUUUUUCAUGCGGGGAUGCCAGUCAGCAACCCCAGCAUCACAGCUAUGGGGAGUUCCAUCACAGCCAAGACGACAGGCGGAUACUUGACAGGAACUAUUCUGACAUGGACAAUCUCAUGAAGCUUGAGGAACAGUUGAGCCCACGCUCCAAGGCCUUCUCCAGUUGCGCACAGGACGACCGAUAUCACUCCAACCAUCGGGAUUUUGACGAAGACACAGCCUCUGUAACGUCGGACCGAUCAGAAGAAGUGUUUGACAUGACAAAGGGUAAUCUGUCCCUCUUGGAGAAGGCCAUUGCGCUGGAGUCAGAACGUGCCAAGGCAAUGCGUGAUAAGAUGGCAGCUGAGGCUGCCAGGGGAGACGGGGUGAGGUAUAGCCAUGAAGAUCAUGGCCCACGGCAUGGCUACGGUGUUGAUCGUAAAGCCCGGCUUCCUGAUGGUAUGAAGAAACCUUUCUACCAUAAAGAUGCUUCACGUGCAGACAAGAAAGAGAGUCGGUGUCCGACACCAGGCUGUGACGGCACGGGUCAUGUGACGGGCCUGUACCCCCACCAUCGGAGCCUGUCUGGCUGUCCACACAAAGACAGGGUGCCACCGGAAAUUGUGGCUAUGUAUGAGAAUGUUCUUAAGUGUCCUACGCCUGGCUGCACGGGACGCGGCCAUGUCAAUAGCAACAGAAACUCCCACAGAAGUCUGUCAGGAUGUCCUAUCGCUGCGGCUGAGAAGCUGGCCAAAGCCCAGGAGAAGCACCAAAGCUGCGACGGCUCGAAGUCCAACCAGGCCUCUGACCGAGUCUUAAGCACGCCCCGCUCCAACCUGGCCAAGGAGCUGGAGAAGUACUCCAAGACCAGCUUUGACUACAGCGCCUUUGAUGGCAGUAACAACCACCAAGUAUACGGGAAACGGGCCAUCGCACCCAAAAUUCACGGACAAAGAGACACCUCCCCGAAAGGAUAUGAUGCCAAACGUUACUGCAAGAACUCCAGCUCGGCCAGCAGCACCACCAGCACCUACGCUCCCAGCAGUAGCAGCAGCAGCCUGAGCUGUGGAGGAGGAGGGGGGGGCACGGGAGGAGGCAGAGGGGGCGGGGGCAGCAGCGCCAGCAGCACCUGCAGCAAGAGCAGCUUUGACUACAGUCACGACAUGGAGGCCGCCCACAUGGCGGCCACGGCCAUCCUCAACCUGUCCACGCGCUGUCGGGAAAUGCCCCACGGCAUGGGGGGGAAGCCCCAGGACCUGUGCUCACAGAGCCCCGGUCUAGAUGUUGACGAGAACGGUACAUUGGACCUGAGUAUAAGCAAGCGUCUGUGCAGUGGCGGCGGUGGUGCAGGGGACUCGGUGCUCACCCCUCUAGAGCCCAUGUCCCCCCAGCGGCAAGCCGCCCUGCUGGGCUCCCGCUGCUAUGGCAUGGGGGACGCCACCGACUGCUGGGACCUGCCUGUAGACUACACCAAGAUCAAACACAUAGACGAGGACGAGAAAGAGCCGGAUGACCUGGAUCCCUUCCAUGACCUGCUGGAGGACCGCUCCUACACCACAGAUGUUAACAUGCCCAGCCCCAAGCCCAAGUAUGUCCAGUGCAAAGAGAGUAAGAAGGACCUGAUAACAUGUCCCACACCGGGGUGUGAUGGAAGUGGUCACUUGACGAGCAAUUUCGCCUCACAUCGAAGUCUCUCAGGGUGUCCUUUAGCUGAUAAAAGCAUUCGAAGUAUGCUGGCCAACAACGCGCAAGAGCUCAAGUGCCCGACACCAGGGUGCGAUGGUUCGGGACAUAUCACUGGUAACUACGCCUCACACAGAAGUCUCUCAGGGUGUCCACGGGCCAGGAAAAGUGGGAUAAAGAUCAUCCACAGUAAAGAGAACAAGGAGGACCAGGAGCCUAUCAGGUGUCCAGUGCCAGGCUGUGAUGGUCAGGGACAUGUGACAGGGAAAUAUGCAUCCCACAGAAGUGCAUCAGGAUGCCCCAUAGCAGCCAAGAGACAAAAGGACGGCUACCUAAACGGAAUCCAGUUCACAUGGAAGUCUGGAAAGACAGAGGGCAUGUCCUGCCCCACGCCGGGCUGUGACGGCUCGGGUCACGUCAGUGGCAGCUUCCUGACACAUCGCAGUCUGUCGGGUUGUCCGCGAGCCACCUCCGCCAUGAGGAAAGCCAGGCUCUCUGGAGUGGAAAUGCUAACAAUAAAGCAGCAACGUGCCAGCAACGGACUGGAACAUGAAGAGGACAUCAAACAGCUGGAUGAAGAAAUCAAAGAUCUAAGUGAAUCAAAUUCACAAGUGGAAGCAGACAUGAUCAAACUUAGAACACAGAUAACAACAAUGGAGUCCAACCUGAAGUCCAUAGAGGAGGAAAACAAGGUGAUUGAACAGCAAAAUGAAUCUCUCCUGCAUGAGCUGGCCAACCUCAGCCAGUCACUGAUUAACAGUUUAGCUAAUGUCCAGCUCCCUCAUAUGAAACCUCUGGCACACAAAGAGCCUCCUUUACGGAAUAACAGCUGCUUACAGUUGCACCAGCAAGAGCCAAUAAGCGAGCAGAACUUUGACGCCUAUGUGACCACUCUAACGGAUAUGUACACAAACCAAGAGCAGUACCAGAGUCCAGAAAACAAAGCCCUGUUAGAAAACAUCAAGCAAGCUGUUCAGGGGAUCCAAGUGUAACCAUUCAACAAAGGGAGAUUUUUGUUCCCCCAGCAGGUGCGGGUGGUGUAUCAAAUCCACAUACAAACAGGCAGUGAUGGUUUGAUCUCCUCGGUUCGGUGCAGUAACCUAAAUAGUGUUAUAUAUUCUAAAUUCUGUUCACUCAAAAAAAAAAAAGAGGUGUUAUGCUUAGAACGACCUCAAGAUAAUUUCUUUCUUUGAUUUUUUUUUUCUUUUUAGGCUUUGCUUUGAGGAAGAACAUAAAAGAGUAAACGGCAAAAUAGUUUUUGAGGACAUUCACAUUUUGUACGUUUUCAUAUGAGCUGACAUAGUGUCAUGUAAUGUUUCUAGCUGCUCAUGUAUGCACAUUUUUAGUGUAUAUUUCUGAACAGUAAGCUAAUGAUAAUGGAACGUGAGUUCUUUUUAUUGCUUGACAAAAAAGCGUUUUAGAUGAAAAAACUGGACAGUGAACUAAAACUGAAAAAAACUGCAAGCAAGGAGGAAGCUACUUAUUUUUCUCCUCGCUGGAUGAUUUUGGACUUGAUGAUUUUAGAUGUUUUUUUUUUCUUCUUAUUCUUCUUCUUCUUCUCCUUCUUUUUUGCGUGUACAUUGUUCAAGAGCAAGAACUGGUUUGCGGAUCGCUUUAUUUUCUGACAAUGCUUGAGAUAAUAACAUUUGCGUUUUGUUUUGAUAGAAAAAAAAAAAAAAAGAUGCGUAGCUGUAGGUGGGGGCAUUUUUAAUUGGUGCUGUAAAUGAAUCCAGAGAGGAAACUGACCUGAUGUAUGUAUGAAUGUAUGUAUGAACUGUUAUAUUGUAAACAUCAUUACACGGAAACCUGAUGGUGGAAAUCCCAUUAUCUAGGAGAGCCAAUUAAUUCCUUGAGGAACACAUCUGUGCGGUGCAUGCAUGUUCACAUGCUCAUCCUUAACUAAUCUCAAAUGAAAAUGUGUAAAGACAAUGACCUAUAGAGACCACAUUCUAGCCUUUCUAGUAUCAAAUCUGCUCAAUUUCGAGACUUGUGUUGCUAGGAUCAAGAAAUGUCUCAGCAAUAUAAUAAGUGAAUAAUUUGUUUAUAGGUAAGGGAUGCAAUCUGCAAAGGAAAAAAAAAAGGUUGGGUAUAUGCAAUUUCUUGUCUAUAAGCAUAGUGGGAUAACAUGAAUCUUUUUAAUAUAGCCUAUGUAAAAUAUUGAUUUUUAUACAAAUCUUUUAAUACAAAAAGUCUUUUUAAAAAGAGGAGGUAACCUGGACAUUGAGUUUUAGAAGCUAAAGUAUAUGAGUUCCUUUUUUUCUGUACGAUUUUGCACAGGGACACCUUCGUUUCCAUGUUUUGAUGUUCUUACAGAAACUAAAAGCAGUACCUGAGAGCCUAACAGGAGGGUUUCAGAGGGUUUUGUAAAGAGUAUUUAUAGAGUAUGACAGCGGGACUUACAGGGUCACUGUCCCCACUUAUGUGCCAGUAGACUAUUUGCACUUGUCCUUGAAGAUAUUAUCCUUACGUACGGCGGCGUGCAAUUUUCCAGGUGACCUCUUUGGCACACGAUUGGAGCAACCAACUGCUUGGAGCCACUGUAGGUGUGGAUUUAGUACCACUGAGAAAGGAAGAACAGGGACUUGAAAUCAGAGAGGAGGAUGAUUAUAACCAUAGCAGUUAUACUGUAGGCUAUUAUCAAGUGUAAAAAAAACAUUAACAAUGUUCUUUCAUUUUUGCUAUGUUUUAGGAAGAUGAAGUUAUCCCCCAGCAGCACUUUAUAUUUAAUCACUGUACAAAGGAUUAAAUAGUCAAUCAAUUCAAGAUUUAAAAAAAAAAGCAGAAGAAACGGUGAACGAGACCUUCGAGGGGUGAUACAAUCCAGCGUCAUGCCCGUAUGCCUGACUGUAUGCACCCCUACAUUCUGUUGUUCUAGUUGUUAGCGAUCAUGUUCAGAAUUUGCCUUUUUUGAGAGCUAAUGCAAAAGGUGCUUGUCGUUCACCUGACUAAAUCUCAUCUAUUGUACUUUAUUGUCCUCUUUCAGGACUCUACUACCCAUCAUCCAUGACUGCAUUCGCCUUUUUCCACAGCAUUGUGUCUGCAGCUUUUUGCCAAUAUAGUAAUGCUUCAGUAGAGUAAUAGCUAGCACCAGUUUUUGAAUUAAUUCUCAUUACCAGUUUAAAAGGGAAAACGGAUUUUAAAGCACAAACCGGCUACUCAUCUGAUGUUGGUACAUAAAUAACAAAUCUGAAUAGAGUUAUCUGUGACUAUCUAUAGGGAACACAAAAAGGUUGUCACCUAUUUAGAAAGCUGACUUUUCAUAUGAAUUAUUGUGAAUUCAUCAGAGUUUAUUAUUUUAUUUGAGCCAAUUCAUUUUGAGACUGGUUUUCAGUGAUCAUUAACAAAGACAGGAUUUUGUAUAAACUAUUGUGCUCUCUGUGGAACUGAAGUUUGAUUUAUUUUUGUACUACACAGCAUGGAUUUGUUGACAUUUUAAUUUUGCUAUAAAUGUGUGAGAUCACAAGUUGCUGUGAUAUUUCAUUUAUAAAUUGUGAACUUUGUACAAUUUUUUGUCAUGCUGGAUGUUGACACAUCUUACUCUGAAUAAAGAAAAAAAUGUGUUGCCAGA
This is a messenger RNA of Scatophagus argus, 6958 nucleotides long. It is a transcript of the gene myt1lb, whose product is annotated as myelin transcription factor 1-like, b. NCBI's taxonomy places the organism in Eukaryota, Metazoa, Chordata, Actinopteri, Scatophagidae. The coding region runs from base 465 to 4382 and encodes 1305 amino acids. The transcript has 23 exons. Gene Ontology annotation, molecular function: RNA polymerase II cis-regulatory region sequence-specific DNA binding; zinc ion binding; DNA-binding transcription factor activity, RNA polymerase II-specific. Gene Ontology annotation, biological process: regulation of transcription by RNA polymerase II. Gene Ontology annotation, cellular component: nucleus. The record is from RefSeq and is a predicted model, not a curated record.